This is a messenger RNA of Rubroshorea leprosula, 2264 nucleotides long. The record is from the annotation of a GenBank genome assembly. NCBI's taxonomy places the organism in Eukaryota, Viridiplantae, Streptophyta, Magnoliopsida, Malvales, Dipterocarpaceae.
CUCUCCUCUGCCCCCCAACACUCAAUGGCCCCUCCUCCUCUUCUUCCUCCUCCUCCUCCUCCUUUCCCACGUUUCUGAAAACCAUAACCCGAAUACCCGACCCGAACCCUCCAUGAAGAUCCUUCUUGUUCUGGGUUUUUUCGUGUUUUCUUGUUCCGUCCUCGCUUUCGCCAUUGAAGAUGACAUUACCUGUCUUCAGGGCCUCAAGAACUCCCUCUCAGACCCCCAGCGCCAUCUUUCCUCUUGGAACUUCGAGAAAGGGUCCGAAAGCCAAAUCUGUAACCUCACUGGUGUGUCCUGCUGGAAUGCGAAGGAGAAUCGCAUCAUCAGCCUCCAGCUCACCUCCAUGCAGCUCACCGGUGAGCUUCCUGACUCGCUUAAGUACUGCCGGAGUCUACAGUCCCUGGAUCUCUCUGGAAACUCGCUCUCCGGUGCCAUCCCCUCCGAUAUCUGCUCCUGGCUGCCGUAUCUCGUCACGCUCGAUCUCUCCAGUAACCGUUUCUCCGGCUCCAUUCCGCAGCAGAUCGUUGAUUGCAAGUUCAUUAACAAACUCAUUCUGAAUGAUAACAAACUGACCGGUACGAUCCCCUACGAGGUAGCCAGGCUGGACAGGUUGAAAGAGUUCUCCGUCGCGGAUAACGGGUUGUCAGGCUCGAUCCCAUCUGAUCUGUCGAGAUUUGCGGAGGAUAGUUUUGAGGGUAACGGUGACCUUUGUGGGAAACCCUUAUCAAAAUGUGGGAGCUUGAGUGGUAAGAGUCUUGGGAUCAUUAUCGUCGCCGGAGCUAUUGGGGCUGCCGUGUCUUUGCUCGUCGGUUUCGCCAUUUGGUGGUGGUGCUUCUUCAGGGCCGCUAGUAGAAAGAAGAAAGGUUAUGGCUUUGGUGGUAAGGGUGAUAGCAGUUGGAUUGAUUUGUUGAAGUCCCAUAAGCUUGUUCAAGUCUCAUUGUUUCAGAAGCCAAUCAACAAGAUCAAAUUGGCCGAUUUGCUGGCGGCAACAAACAAUUUUGAUUCCGGCAAUGCUCUGAUUUCAACCAGGACUGGGGUCUCGUACAAGGCCAUGUUACCGGACGGAUCAGCGUUGGCUAUUAAGAGGUUGAGCGACGGUAAGCUUACUGAAAAGCAGUUUAGGUCAGAGGUGAAUAGGUUAGGACAGCUUAGGCAUCCAAAUUUGGUUCCUUUAUUGGGGUUUUGUGUUGUGGAGGAAGAGAGGCUUUUGGUGUAUAAGCAGAUGCCUAAUGGAACACUUUACUCUCAGUUGCGGAGGAGUGGGAUUGGUAAUGGUAAGUUUGAGGGUUUGGAUUGGCUAACUAGGCUCAAGAUUGGUGUUGGUGCAGCUAGAGGGCUGGCUUGGCUUCACCAUGGAUGUCAGCCACCAUAUAUGCACCAGUAUAUUAGCUCAAAUGUUAUACUUCUUGAUGAAGAUUUUGAUGCUCGGAUAACUGAUUUUGGGUUGGCAAGGUUAAUGGGAUCCCGUGAUUCCAAUGAUAGUUCAUUUGUCAAUGGUGAUUUAGGAGAGUUUGGUUAUGUUGCUCCCGAGUACUCAAGCACCAUGGUUGCAUCAUUGAAAGGGGAUGUUUAUGGUUUUGGGGUUGUGCUUCUAGAGUUGGUUACAGGGCAAAAACCGAUUGAAGUCAGUAAUGCAGACGGAGGAUUCAAAGGGAAUUUGGUGGAUUGGGUCAGUCAGUUGUUUAGCACUGGUCGAAGCAAGGAUGCUAUUGAUAAAGCUCUAUGUUGGAAAGGUCAUGAUGAUGAAAUUAUGCAGUUUAUGAGAGUUGCCUGCACUUGUGUGGUUUCCAGACCCAAGGAUAGACCUUCCAUGUACCAGGUCUACGAGUCGCUGAAGAGCAUGGCUGAGAAACAUGGUUUCUCUGAACGUUAUGAUGAAUUCCCAUUGAUCUUCAGCAAACAAGAUCCUGAUCCCAAGGAGUAGUGUUGGACGUGAUGCGAUAACAAUGCAAGCACGCGUAAAUUCAUUAUUGUCUUUGAGAAUAUCUGCUGUAAGACAUCCCUGUAUGCCAUGUUCUAUAAGGCAUGUUCAACAAUUCCCACUUGAUAAGAAUUCCACAUUCUCAUGCUCAAUUGUUGUCGGAAAAUUCUGUAAAUUACAUGGGGCAUUAUGCACUGUACUCUCUGGUUCUAAUUCAGUUAAAAAUUUCCUUAUUUUCUCAAAAUCGAAAACGCUGUAGUUGUUUGUAAUGCUGCUACUUAAAAUGCUUUAUUUAUGAUUCUUCUUUUCUAAUUACGGCGAAUACACCAUGAGCCUUUUA